AUGGCCUGCAUCAGUUCAGACUUCUUCUGGCCCUCCGGACGCAUUGCAGUCCCUCAAAAUGGCAGUCGAACUUGCCAGCGGACACUCGACAGCAACAGACCGGCCGGCCGGCUCUUGAGGAUACCCUUUCGCCUCCUAACGGGCACGACAGUUUGUGCAACUUCGGCCGGACGCCAUGAGGCAGACAGUGUCAACAUGAAGAAAGGCGUCUCGCAGGGAUCGCGGAGAUUGACGGCUGUUCGAUUCCAGCCGAACUCACGAAGCUCAGGCUCGAGUCCCGCUGGGAGACCGGCGCUUUUCGCGAGCAGAGUGUAA
Molecule: messenger RNA, 315 nt
Organism: Protopolystoma xenopodis
Lineage: Eukaryota; Metazoa; Platyhelminthes; Monogenea; Polystomatidea; Polystomatidae
Source: the annotation of a GenBank genome assembly